AUGAAGAAAAAGAAAAAGAGUCUUGUGGGUGGAGGAGGAAACAUUCAUAGUGUAGGUGAUGGUGCUAUUGGCAUGGCUACUCUCACUAGCAUAACAUGUAGUGGAGGUGGUGAUGGUCAUUUUGGUGGAGGAAGGGGUGGUGGUGGUGGUUUUGUUGGAGGAGGCGGUGGCGGAGGAGGAGGAGGUGGUGGUUUUGGUGGAGAAGGGGGUGGUGGUGGUGAUGGUUGUGGAGGUGGGGGUGGUUUUGGUGGAGGAGGGGGUGGUGAUGGCGGUGGUGCAGGAGGUGGAGGUGGUGAUGGCGGAGGAGGAGGAGGUAGCAAGCACCAGGAGGACCUUGCAAGAAAUGAUAACUAG
Messenger RNA from Solanum verrucosum, 354 nucleotides. Its product is annotated as glycine-rich protein 5-like. The record is from RefSeq and is a predicted model, not a curated record. The coding region runs from base 1 to 354 and encodes 117 amino acids. Lineage: Eukaryota; Viridiplantae; Streptophyta; Magnoliopsida; Solanales; Solanaceae. The transcript is spliced from 2 exons.